Messenger RNA from Orbicella faveolata, 2245 nucleotides. RefSeq lists its product as uncharacterized. Lineage: Eukaryota; Metazoa; Cnidaria; Anthozoa; Scleractinia; Merulinidae. The record is from RefSeq and is a predicted model, not a curated record.
CGGCCAAUACACGCACUGUGGUCACGUGGUACGUCUACCACGCGAGGUUCGAGGACUUCACGAGCUCCCAGCAUGCAUUUGGACAUAGUUGUGAUGACGGCGGAAAGUAUCAUCGGUAUUCAUAGGUAUUUCUGAUAGCAAUGAUGGACUAAUUCACCCUGUUCCACACAGAUUCAGCAUGUCGGCAAACGAAGGAAUAACCCACGCUUCGGUUCGGGAAUUUUUAGUGAAGAAUAAUGGCAAGGUGAAAAAUAUAGACCUUGUCCAUCACUUUCGUCAACAGCUGAAUGACCCAGUUAACAAAAGCAAAGUACGAGGGGAAUUUAAAGAAAUUGUGCACACUAUCGCUACCGUUCAAACCAUCGAUGGAGAAAAAUAUUUUGUCCUCAAGAAAGCUAAAGAAGCCCCGGCAGUGCUUCGUAAACCUCCCAGGCCAAACACACGUAAAGACCGACCAGUAUCUCUCCCCCCUGUGUUUCGAGGAGCAAAGUUGGAAGAAAUGCCGACAAGGGAGGGACCGCUGACACCAGUCAGGAGCCAGUCAACAGAUGAAUCUCCUGAUCUUAGUCACCCAAAUAAGGAAAACAAACCUUUUGAUCGAAGUGACGGAAGAGAUGGGAAACGCUUGGAAAGCACUGGUUCUGUGGACAGUGGCCUUGACAGUGAUGGUUCUGGAAGUUCAGUUGGAGGCAUUUCCAAGUCUACUUUUAAAAUGCUACAAAGCCAGUUUUUAAAUUCCAGUAAAGUACCAUCCAGUACACAGCCUGAGAGAAUUUCACGAAGCAGUGAUGAACUGGAUCGAAUGGAUGAUGAUGUAGAAGAUGACUUUUUAAUGGGAGGGAUUUCAGCACAUCUGGAGCCAUUAGAAAAAGAGUGGCUGGUCUCAGCAGCUAAAGGAAACAGAGCACAGAUCAUGUGUCUUUUGGAGCAGGACCCUAACUUAGCAACAAAAAAGGAUUUUAUGUUGGUAAGUACAUUUCAAACUGAACAUUUUCAAGUGAAUGUUCACCUUUGUUAAAUACUGUAAAGUUGAUAGAUCUUGUUAAUGAAUCUUGUGUAAUAAUUAUAGUAAAAAAAUUUUACCAAUGGGUAAUAAGAGGUUUCUAUCUUUGACAAAUUGAAUAUCAAUGCUAAAAAACAACAUUUUGAUGUCAUCCUUGCAUCAUUAUCAAGUUAGAAGUAAUGAUGAUGAUGCCAAGAUGACAUUGAAUUGUAUAUUUAGCAUUGAUAUUAUGUUGUCAAAUUGAUUACUAAGUUAUCGCUUAUUUGAGUUUCUCUAAUGUUCACUCAUUCUCAGAAAUGUGACAAUAAAUUGUACAUUGCACAUGUUAAUGUAACUGUGCCAGGGAACUGUGCAAAAUAAUAUGUACUAACCAUAGUGUUUUUCCUUUCUUUUCACUGCUCAUCUGAUUACAUUCUCCUCAUACAGGGUGUAAGUAUUGCUCAGUUUACAUGUAAUUGUCAAUAUUAAACUUAGUACAUACCGUUGGAUCCCUACAUGUAUUAUGUGGCUGCCUAUUAAAUGACCACCCUUAUUAGGCAGCCAGUAAUCAAAGUCUCAAUGAUGACUUUUCUAUUGUUUUUACCUCUAUUAAGCAACCACUACCAUAUCCCCGAGGGUGGCCAUUUAAUAGGGGUUGAACUGUAAUAGGAUUCUAAACAAUGCUUUUUUACUUAACCCUAAUUCUAACUGCAUUUUUGUCAUUAUUUACAUAAAAUUUUUUAAGGAAAAAAAUCAUUGUUAAGAGACAUGGGUAGCAACUGAGAAGUGUGUAACUAUUAUUGAUGUAAAGUAUUCCCCUAUAAAGUAUCUCUCUUGAAACAUCUCUCUCUGAAUAUUAUGAUCUUGAUAGUAGUCUUACGGACAUUCCCCCAAUGAAGAUUUUAAGUGCAACCAUCCAGCUUAUACAUGUAACUAUUAUUCAUUAUUUUAUGGUAUUACAUAACUUAGAUUUGAUUUUGACCAGUGUCAUACGAGUUUUGUUUCUUGAAAUUUGUAGUUGAGCUGUUGUGAAUUAAUUUUACUCUUUCUUUUUAACCCCUCAUGGCUUAAAUAUGUGCUUCUUCAACCUGACUGUACAUCAAACUUGCAGUAUAGUGCACUUCACUGGGCAGCUAAACAUGGAAGAGCAGAUAUCGUUAAACUGCUGGCCAGCACUGGCAUUGAUGUUAAUGUAAGAACGGUAAGGACACAAGGUUUGCUAUUGGUAUUUAAUUUUCGACUACAUGUAUGCUGGUAGUGUAU